Molecule: messenger RNA, 1102 nt
Organism: Drosophila hydei
Lineage: Eukaryota; Metazoa; Arthropoda; Insecta; Diptera; Drosophilidae
Product: molybdopterin synthase catalytic subunit-like
Exons: 4
Coding region: 221-1102 (293 amino acids)
Biological process (GO): Mo-molybdopterin cofactor biosynthetic process
Cellular component (GO): cytosol
Molecular function (GO): molybdopterin synthase activity
Source: RefSeq, a predicted model, not a curated record
AACUUCACGUGCAGAAUUUACUGUGGAAUCUGUGAUCAAAGCAGGAAACUUGCUGAAUCAAUUAAUUGAUUCUUUUAACUUGAAUACAAUAAGUAAUAAUUUGAUCAUAGCUCACAACGAAAACUAUAUUGAAAAUCUGGACACAGAGAUACAUUUACAUAAAGGAGACGAAAUUGCUGUGAUUCCGCCGAUAAGUGGAGGAUAACGUAGAAAAUUCACCAUGGACCACAUUAAAUUAACUAGGAACAAAAUUGAUAUAAAUCUGAUACAACAACUUACAAUUGAUAAAAGCUGUGGAGCUUGUUCAAUUUUUGUGGGAGCAACACGUGACAGCUUUGAAGGAAAAAAAGUAAUAUCAUUAGAAUAUGAAGCGUAUGAAAAUAUGGCUUUAAAGGAAAUGGGUAAGAUCUGCUCAGAACUAAGGGUGCAGUGGCCAGAUGUUAAGCAUAUUGCGAUAUAUCAUCGACUGGGAAACGUUCCUGUAACCGAAGAAAGUAUAGUAAUUGCCGUUUCUGCACCGCAUCGAAAAGCCGCAUUGGAAUCGGUUAGCUUUGCUAUAGAUAAGCUUAAGUCGAGUGUGCCUAUAUGGAAAAAAGAAAUAUAUGAAAAUGAUUUAAUCGGAGAGUGGAAAGCAAAUAUGGAGUGCCCUUGGCCCCCAUUUUCCGAAACAUCUUCAAGAACUUUCGAAUUUUCUUCUUGCAAAAUUGAGCACCAAAUAGAUAAUAUUUCUGAUAAUAAGCUAGUACAAAUCAAAGUUAAUGACAGCGAGUUGAACCGACGAGUAAAAUGUUUCUUAAAAAGGAAACGGGAUGAAAUUAAUCUCUACAAUAUAAUUGACUUCAGACAACAAACAACAGAUCCUGCACUCCUAGAGUCGAUAGUAGGAAAAGAUUCGUGUGCUCGCACCCAAAGUUUCCUUGUAAAGCAACAACAAUCAAAAGGUCAUUUAAAGGUCUGUCGCGCGACUUAUAAUAGUGGACCGCAAGUACGACCAAACUAUUCCUUCCAAUUAAAUAAACUAAUGACUAGACAAAACGACCAGUAUGAAGCAGCUAAAUGCAAAGUACUGCGGAACGCACGCUUACAAAACGCUAAACUCUGA